Messenger RNA from Saccharomyces eubayanus, 3534 nucleotides. RefSeq names its product Avo1p (gene AVO1). Gene Ontology annotation, molecular function: phosphatidylinositol-4,5-bisphosphate binding. NCBI's taxonomy places the organism in Eukaryota, Fungi, Ascomycota, Saccharomycetes, Saccharomycetales, Saccharomycetaceae. The coding region runs from base 1 to 3534 and encodes 1177 amino acids. Gene Ontology annotation, cellular component: TORC2 complex; plasma membrane; cytoplasm. The transcript has a single exon. The record is from RefSeq and is a predicted model, not a curated record. Gene Ontology annotation, biological process: TORC2 signaling.
AUGGAUACAGUGUCAGUAUUGAAUGAACUGCGGGCUCAGUUUCUACGGGUGUGUCCAGAGAAAGACCAAAUGAAAAGGAUAAUAAAACCUUAUAUACCUAUAGAUGAAUUCAACUCGGAGCAGUGUCUGGAUUCUUCUAUCCGUGAAUUAUACACAAACAUGGACGGUGUCAGUAUACUUCCUGAAUUAGAGUCUCCGCCGAUUUCCAAGGAUUUCAUGGAAAACUAUGCCACAUUAGGGAAAAUGAGAAUUACGAGAGAAAGUGAAGGCCAAAAAGGAAACACUAGCCAGAACUUAAUACGAGAGAGGAAAAUUGAAGACGACGAGGGAAACAAAAUAAGUCAACAGGAUAAAAGCGCAAAAAAUACUUUAAUAGUCGAGGAGAACGGAACGCUUCGUUAUAACCCACAAAAUUCAUCAACAUCGAAUUCGCUUUUAGUUGGUGAUGACGAAACUAAUGAUAAGCGCCAUAAGAUGAGCUCCAAGGAGGGUUCGUAUUCAAAUAGCUCAAUGGAGCUACAAAAAAAAUCUAGCAAGAGGUCAUCAUUACCUUUUGUAAGAAUAUUUAAAAGUCGAAGGGACCAUUCCAAUACUUCUGGAAGUAAGAAUGCUGUCAACUCGACGAACACAAGAACAAGAACGUCAACCUUGCACUCACCUAGUCAACGCCAUAACAAGAAAGGCAGCAAAUUUGAUAUGAAUUUUGACUUUGAUGAAAACUUAGAAGAAGAAGAUGACGACGACGAUGACGACGAGGAAGGCGAUGAUAUACACUCGCAAUUUUUUCAAUUACACGACGAUUUUGAUACGGAAAGUGCUGGUCCCAGUUCAAUUCACAAAGACUCCAAUGGCACGUCCAACAAUAACAGCAACACUUACACCAAUAACAAGAAUAGCCUCAGUAUUCUUGAUGACCGAGAGAGUCCUGACGGUACUUCAGGAAGUGCUUCAAGAUUAAGGUCGCAUUUUCCUGCGAGUCAAAAAGGAAAACUGUUUUUAACUGAAAGCAAAAAUGAUGGGCCAAAGUCUGACUCACUAAACGUGAGCAAGGGUACAAAUGGAGAUGGAGGCACCAAUAGAGGCAAUGGAUUAGAUGGAAGGGACGGUUCAACAGAAACCCAAAGUAACGAUAUUUCGGAUAUGGAAUCAUACAUUAAUGAGAAAGACUUAGAUGAUUUAAAUUUUGACACAGUCACCUCAAAUAUAAACAAAACAGUAUCCGAUCUGGGGGGACAUGAAUCAGCAAAUGAGGAAUCUGCAAACGUAAACGCAGCUUCACAAGGCAAUCACGCUGAUGGAGGUGAACGUGGUUCUCAAAGCCUCGCUGGAAUAUCUCCUGGCUCAUCAUACGGGAAGUCUCUUUUAGGGUCUGAAUAUUCCGGGGAACAAUAUUUGAAUAACGAGACAUCAACUAUAGAGAGCGGCGAAAUGUCUCUCGAUUCAGAUGUACAAACCAAUACUUUACCUUCACAUUCUAUACCAAUGUCCAUGCAAAAAUAUGGGAUUUAUCAUGGCGAUGAUGAUUCCACAUUGAAUAAUGUAUUUGAUAGAGCUGUACUGACUAUGAAAUCAUCAAGAACUCCCAAAGAAAGGCGUGAUACGGUUGCAUCGGUUAAAGAACCGACAUCCUUGGCCAGCUCCAAUAGGAAGUUAUCUGUUAGCUCGAACUUAACCUCUACGAAAUCCUCACUUCUUCGUGGACAUGGAAGAACUUCAUCAACGACCAGCAGUGAGCACAUGAAAGUCCCAAAGUUUUCUGAUGGUGGAUCACAUAGGCCCAGAAAAAUUACCUUGACAUUGAAGCAAGACCAUACCCAAUCUAACCUUUCUUCCAAUGCCCACAAGAUUUCAAAAGACGGGAACAUUGUUAUUGAAAGGACCACAGACUAUCUAGAAUCCAAGCCAAAAGCAUCCCAGUUAUCAAACUUGUUCAGUAAAAAAAAGAAAAGAACAAACACCAAUUCUACGGAUGUGUUGGAAUAUUUUUCUUUUGUCUGUGGGGAUAAAGUGCCAAAUUACGAGUCCAUGGGUCUCGAAAUAUAUAUUCAAGCUUCAAAAAAGUAUAAACGACAUUCUUUCACCACAAAAGUCCGGAAAUCGUCCACGAUCUUUGAGGUCAUUGGAUUCGCUUUAUUUCUGUACUCUACUGAGAACAAACCUGAUAAUUUCGAACAAGAUGGAUUGACCGUCGAAGAUAUUUCCAAUCCAAAUAAUUUUUCCUUAAAAAUUGUGGAUGAAGACGGUGAACCAUUUGAAGAUAAUUUUGGUAAACUGGAUAGGAAGAGUACCAUUCAGUCUAUUUCAGACAGUGAGGUUGUGCUGUGUAAAGUUAGUGACAUAGAGAAAUCUCGCAAUGAAAUCGAGACGCCUUUGCCGUUUGAUAUUGGUGGUGGCGUGAUUGAUGCACCUACUCUGGACAUUAAUAGCACUCAUGAUACGUCCGACGGUACCAUUAAUCAGUUGAGUUUCUACAAACCUAUAAUUGGUAACGAAGACGAUGUAGAUAAGGCGAAUGGCUCCAAGGUCAUUGAGGUAACAGUAUAUCUGUAUCCUAAUGUGAAUCCCAAGUUCAAUUACACCACUAUUAGUGUUUUGGUGACUUCACGGAUCAAUGAUAUCUUGGUAAAGUAUUGUAAAAUGAAGAACAUGGAUCCUAACGAAUAUGCACUAAAGGUGCUAGGCAAGAACUAUACACUAGAUUUGAACGAUACAGUGUUGAGACUCGAUGGUAUUAAUAAAGUAGAGCUCAUUUCUAAAAAGGACGUAAGGGAAUUGCAUUUGGAAAAGAUGAAACCAAACAUAAAAAAGCCUGUUUUGCCAACAAUCCAGAGCAAUGACUUAACUCCGUUGACUUUAGAGCCUCUGAAUUCAUAUUUGAAAGCAGAUGCUGGAGGAGCCGUGGCUGGAGUCACUGAGAAUGCGAAAACCGCAUCAAAGCCUAAGAGGAUUUCCGCGAAGUACAAACUGGGUUUAGCAAAGCAACAUUCAUCGUCAAGCGUUGCUAGUGGAAACGGCUCAACUGCAGGGGGUCUAGUGAAUGGUAAUGGAUUCUUCAAGAACAAGAAUUCAUCAAAAUCUUCAUUGCAUGGGACAUUACAGUUUCACCACUUAAACCGCUCACAGAGCACGAUGGAGCACACACCUGAUACGCCCACUGGGGUUGGGGAUAACAACUACCAAGACCUAUUUACCGGGGCAUACCAUAAGUACAAGGUAUGGAGAAGACAACAAAUGUCCUUUAUAAAUAAGCAUGAAAGAACACUAGCAAUUGAUGGUGACUACAUCUACAUUGUACCACCAGAGGGCCGUAUACACUGGCACGAUAAUGUGAAGACCAAGUCAUUACAUAUUAGUCAAGUGGUUCUUGUUAAAAAAUCCAAAAGAGUACCAGAGCAUUUCAAAAUUUUCGUGAGAAGAGAGGGACAGGAUGACAUUAAGAGGUACUACUUUGAGGCGGUGUCCGGCCAAGAGUGUACCGAGAUCGUGACUAGACUACAAAACUUAUUAAGCGCUUAUAGAAUGAAUCACAAGUGA